GUAAUUGCAUUAAGGCACUGCGGCGGGCAGCUAUAGCUGCGGCUCUUCUGUUUUGGCGUCGAUUAAACAUUAAACAUGGCGGACUUUGGGGACUGGAUCUAGCAAAGGGUAACGUUUUCUAGAAGAUCCACACUAAAUAGAGCGUGCACAUUUCUGACAGUGUUCACUGGCUCCCAGAGUGGAUGAUUCAGCAGGAGAAGCCCCAGCUGCCUGCCACCAUGCCGGUGGUGUGGCCUACACUUCUCGACCUAAGCCGAGAUGACUGUAAACGAAUCCUGCGCAAGCUGGAGCUGGAGGCAUAUGCCGGAGUGAUCAGUGCGCUUCGUGCCCAGGGUGAUCUCACCAAGGACAAGAAAGACCUGCUUGGGGAGCUUACCAAAGUAUUAAGCAUUUCAACUGAGCGCCAUCGUGCAGAGGUGCGGCGUGCAGUGAACGAUGAGCGUCUCACUACUAUCGCAUACCAUAUGUCUGGGCCGAACAGCUCCUCAGAGUGGUCUAUUGAAGGGCGUAGGCUGGUUCCCCUGAUGCCCAGGCUGGUGCCUCAGACAGCUUUUACAGUGACAGCCAAUGCAGUAGCCAGUGCCACGGCACAUCAGAACUCUUCUCUGCUUCUUCCUGCAGAGACUGGCAACAAAGAAGUGGUAGUGUGUUACUCAUACACCAGCACUACAGCCACGCCCCCUAGUGUAUCUGCCCCCAGCGGCAGUACAGCAGCUGCAGUCAAGUCACCUCGGCCUACAAGCCCCGCCUCCAACGUCGUAGUGCUGCCUAGCGGGAGUACUGUGUAUGUGAAGAGCGUAAGUUGCUCUGAUGAAGAUGAAAAGCCUCGCAAACGCCGGCGUACCAACUCCUCAGGCUCUUCGCCUGUUCUGCUAAAGGAGGUGCCUAAAGUGACCCCAGCCACCUCAAAGAGCAUCACCAUGCCAGUGAGCGGCAGCCCGAAGAUGAGCAACCUGAUGCAGAGCAUCGCAAACUCGCUGCCGCCGCACAUGUCUCCAGUGAAAAUCACCUUCACCAAGCCAAGCACACAGGCCACUAACACCACCACUCAGAAAGUCAUUAUUGUUACGACCUCUGCAAGCUCCAGCUUUGUUCCCAACAUCCUCUCCAAGUCUCAUAAUUAUGCCGCUGUGUCAAAGCUGGUGUCCAGUUCUGCAGUCACAUCAUCCGGUCAGAAGCAGACCAUGGUGAUUUCAGCAGGCACAACCACUGCCCCUGGCCCUGUCGCCGUGACAACUGUGGUGUCCUCUACUCCUGCGGUGGUCAUGUCCACCGUGGCUCAAACUGGCUCCACAGCAGCAGUGAAGGUGGCCACAGCAAGAAUGCCCUCCCCCAAAGCUCUGGUGGGUUCUCCCUCUCAGAUCCUCCAGUUCCCAAAGCAACAACAGCAGCAGCCACAGCAGUCAGUUUCACCCAAAGGCCUGUCUGCGUCUCCUCUCUCUUCCUCACCUCAAACCACCAGUACAGUGUCGGCGACCAAACCCACCAUACAGAUCAAACAAGAGUCAGGUGUAAAGAUCAUCACCCAGCAGAUGCAGCCUAGUAAGAUUUUGCCGAAGCCCUCGAGUGCAGCCAUGCCGAGUAGCAGCUCUGGUCCCAUCAUGGUGGUGAGCAGCAAUGGAGCAAUCAUGACCACAAAACUGGUCUCCACCCCUACAGGAACCCAGGCUACGUACACCCGGCCCUCAGUAACUCCAUCCAUCGGAGCUCGAAUGGCCACGUCACCUGCUGGGACCACAUACGUCAAAACCACCAGCGGCAGCAUUAUAACAGUGGUGCCCAAGUCUCUUGCUACACUGGGUGGGAAGAUCAUCAGCACCAACAUAGUGUCCGGCACCACCACAAAGAUCACCACCAUUCCCAUGACCUCCAAACCCAAUGUCAUUGUGGUGCAGAAAACCACUGGGAAAGGAACCACCAUCCAGGGCCUACCUGGGAAGAAUGUGGUCACCACACUGUUAAACGCUGGGGGGGAGAAAGCUCUGCAGGCUGUGCCGGGAGCAAAGCCUGCCAUCAUCACAGCAUCUCGGCCCAUCACUAAGAUGAUCGUAACGCAGCCGAAGAGUCUGGGCUCGGCUGUGCAGCCGUCCACCACCACCAAGCUCAUCCCCACCAAGAUUGUCUACGGCCAGCAGGGCAAGACCCAGGUGCUGAUAAAGCCGAAGCCAAUGGCGUUCCAGGCGACAGUAGUGAGUGAGCAGGCAAGGCAGCUGGUGAGCGAGACGCUGCAGCAGGUGACCCGCGGUCCUGAGGCAGGCGUAAUACCAGGCUCCAGCCAGGAGGGGGCGCUCAAGGAUGACUCUCCAGCUUACAUGGCGAGCAGCCCAACAUCUUCAGACAAUACUCAUGACACCCAGUCGGUCGUGCAUGUCAUCAGCUCCAGGGGCCAGGAGUGGACAGAGCAAGAAGUCUCAGUGGAAGCGAGUCCCACCAUCAUUUACCAGGACAUGAGUGGAGAGGCUCAGUCUGCCACAUCUACCAUUAAAGCCCUGCUGGAGCUGCAGCAGACCACAGCGAAGGAAAAGGCAGAGGCCAAGCCGCGGCAGCACACCAUCGAUUUGAGUCAGAUGGCAGUGCCAAUACAGAUGCCCACAGAGAGGAGGCAGUCGCCUGAACCCUCAGGCCAGGCUGCAGGCGAGCCUGAGACCCCAGCAGAGGCCACCGGUAAAGCGGGGAAGGUUGCAGCAGGUGGUGACGUCUCGACAUCCUGCAGUCAGUCAUCGGCUCUCUCUUCCACAGUGAAAAGCUCCAACACUGCUCCAUCCACCAGCACCAGCUCAAUCACUGUUCAGGCAGGUGCUGGCAAGCCCCUGGAGGAGCAGGCCGUAGUGGAAGAGGGAGAAUUGGAAGGUGACACAUUGGACCCUCAAACUGGACUGUUCUACAGAUCAGUAAAUCCCUCUGCCCCGCCUCCUCCUCCUCCCCCUCUACAGCAGCACCGCACCCCCACACACACCCUUAGCAAGCCAGUGGUGCUCUCCAUAUCCACGCCCAACAAGUCAACUCUCAGCCAGACUGAGGCCUCGAAAAUCAUCCCCAGUCCCAGGCCUCCAGCUCCAUCAGCGGCCACACGGGCGGAUAAACCCUCCGUCUCUCCUGCUCCCCCUCUUUCUGCUCCCUCUGGAUCUGGAGCUCAACUCGCUCCCCCCACUAAACCUGUCCACACUCCACAGCUGCCCCGACUACAGCAAGCACCAAGCUCACACAACCGACCCAACACACACACACAGCUCUCCCAGCCCCCACCACUGCAGGCCCACCAUCCCGUGGCCUCGGAUAAAGCGGCCAGCAGCAGCAGCCAGGUGCAGCAGCCAAUCAUAACACAAGGAGCAGCAGUCACUAAAAUCACAUUUGGGGCUCCUCCCGUGUCCAGCAGCAGCGGCGAGGCUGCGGUGAAGCUGCAGGCCGAGUCCAGCUCGGAGAAACCCAACGUCUCUGACAUACUGAAGAUCUCUAUGAUGGAGGCGGAGAUCGAGCCAGGCACCGAGGCCGUGGUGGUGGACUCAUCCAGUGACUGCAGCGCCUUCAGCAAAGCCGCCUCUACAUCUCCCCUCAUCAGCAGCUCCAAACACACACACUCGCACACACAUGCCACCUUUGGACGCAUCCAGAAGAGCAAAGACCUGGACGUUAUACAGGUGAUCCCACAGUACUCCAUCAUGCCUGACUCGAGUCAGUCAAAUGUCGUAGUGGAGCCAAGCGGCUUCUUGGAAAUCACAGACUACACCAGCCAGCGCCUAGACGACGAGGCCACUCUGGACCAGGAAGUGGACAGCAGUAAUGAUGAAGGUGCAGCGCCCAGCCCCAUGGAGACCUGCGCUGACCAAUCACAAUGAGCAAAGGCUCUUGUUAAACAUGCCAGCAUUCACGUGAUCAUGAACUCUGCUGAGCAGGAGUAAGAGAGAAUCUGGCUUGACUGGUGGCAUUGUAGGACAUUUCCUGAAGAGAAUUUUCUAAAGAAAACUUCCUAAAGAGAACCCGUCAGUAUCUUACGGUUGGACAACAAAUAGUUAUUGUUCACAACUAUUUCUUCUCAACCCAUUUUUUUUUCCUUCAUUACAGGACAGUAUUCCACCCUGAACUGAGAUUACUAUUUCGUAAAUUCCAAAAGGAGAGGUUCGGAAUGCUUUGGUUUUGUUUACUUAAUAUCCUGCAUUAUUAUAACAAGAUCUCGAAGUCAGGCAGGGCGGAAGAGUGUUUAUUGGCUCACCCUAACUUGUCAUUUUGCGUAUGCGUGCUGGAUAUGAUACUGUAGAUUUAAAGAGCAUGAGCUCUUGGUUUAGAACUGUUUAUGUUAAAUUGUUGAGACUAGAAUUUUGAAUUGUUUCGAUUUCAUGCCGUUUUUGUCUGGAAGGAGCGUGUGUACUGUAGCGCUUAGUGUAAAUAAUGUUACAAUGCUUACACAGGUAGUUGUAGAAGAUUCUUAUUGUCACGACGCACUUGUAAAUUGACAUUUAUCUCCAGGUUCCUAAAGCAAAAAACUUCCCCCAUUCACUCAAUCAUGCUUUGUUGUCUUUUAAUGUACAAUUUAUAAUUUUAAUAGAGUAAACUUUGAUUCAGGAUUCUCACCAAAACCUUUUCUGUCGUCUUAUUUUAUCCUUAAUACUUGGUAGGAGUUUGUCUUUUUAAUGUCUUUUUUUUUUUUUUUUUUCCAUCAGACAGGUAGCUGUUGUUGUUGUCAUAAUAACGCUUGUUGAAUAGCUGUACUCGGUUUAGGCAGGUAAGGAGUGCCUGUCUCAUAUAUAACUGUGGAAAGUACCAAUUUCCCUACUAAUCAGCUGAUAGCAUUGUGUUCUUUAAUGAUAGGGCUGGGUUGUAGGUGUGUAAGGGAGUACGUGUUAUCAGGUAAACACACAGGAAGGGCUUCUUGGUGGAUUCCAGUGCCUGUAAUGGUUGCAUGUGUUGGGAAGCUUUCAAAGUUCACUGCCUUUAUUUAUGGUCCGUGAACUGUGUGAAGCAGAGGCAGCAGAUGGCCUUUGUGGAAAUUCAGAGAGCGUCACUAAAAGCCCCUUUCAGACCCUUAUUUGCACACACUUGCUGUCCCACUGCAUCUCACUUUCUGUUUCUCUGUCGCUCCAUGCCCGUAGUGCCAUAUUUCCAUUAAUUUCCAUGCACAGGAGUUUGCACAGGGACUUUCCGUGCCUGCUUUCCUGAAAUCUGCCGGGAGCAACAGUGUCCAUCCUUGGGUAGAAUUAUAGUGUCAGAGUCAUAACAAUUAACUUAACUGGUUUUCUUUUUCCAGGAACACCAGCAUCUUAUGUAACAUCAGAUGUGCUUCUAAUGUUGCAUGUGGACACCUCAAUCUAGAUCUAAACUUUAGUGUAAUAAACAUUACACUUCACUCUGCAUUGUGAAGGUUUUUGAAAAGA
Pangasianodon hypophthalmus (striped catfish) is the source of this 5369-nucleotide messenger RNA. RefSeq names its product EMSY transcriptional repressor, BRCA2 interacting (gene emsy). Gene Ontology annotation, biological process: regulation of DNA-templated transcription. The transcript has 21 exons. Gene Ontology annotation, cellular component: nucleoplasm. Lineage: Eukaryota; Metazoa; Chordata; Actinopteri; Siluriformes; Pangasiidae. The record is from RefSeq and is a predicted model, not a curated record. The coding region runs from base 183 to 3836 and encodes 1217 amino acids.